AGUUGUUCCGGGUUGACUAGAAGAAUGAAUAAACGCGCUCACCAACUGAAACCAGUAGACUUUUUGGUCUUGUUGGGUAGAAAAUCCUUACGUGAGAAAACAGUUUCUGUCAGCACCGGGGACUCUGUUUCAAAAAUAUUACGAUACAAGAACCCUUUUCCUUCUGAAGGGCGGCUGUUGGAUCCACUUGUAAAUGGCUCCCGGCUACAACGCGCGGAAUAUUCUAUAGAACAAAGUCGAAAAGCCUAUUAUUACGAAACUGUCUUUGGGAACUCUUUAAGGUUUGACAAAGGUCUACUGGAGAUUUUGAAAAUCGAAAAACAAGCAAGACUGGAUUCUGUCAAUUUGAAAAAGCUUUCGCAAAACAGAGUUCUUGUUGGUGUCGUGAAUCAGAAAAGACUUCUUUCUCGUUAUCACAUUGGAGAAAAACGAACAGUUUCCUGCUUUACUUCUAACAAAAAGAGAACCUUUGUCUCGUAUCCACGAGGCCAGUCUUGGUUUCAAAAACUUAAAGAAAGUCUACAACGAUUGGCCACUUCAGUUGUGAACUACAUUCGAAAGUUACCUAAACUGCUAUGGAAUGUAACUAAACAAGGUUUGACGUUUUUAGCCAAAAACUUAUGGGCAGCUGUCAAGAAUCCAAAGCUUGUCGUUGAGUGGUACAAGACGGCACGAGAGUGGACCGUCGAUUUUGUUAAACACUUUUGGACAGGUUGCAAGUUAUUGGCGGCAGACGUGAGAGUGAGUUAUGGGAUUUUGAAGAGAGCAACUCAAGGAAAGCCCUUGAGUCGACGUGAACGGAACUUAUUGGUAGGAACAGGAGCGGAUCUGGCCAGGUUGAUCCCCUUUUCAUUCUUUGUUAUCGUUCCUUUUAUGGAAUUUGCCCUACCUUUUGCUUUAAAACUAUUUCCCAAUAUGAUUCCUAGCCAAUUUCAAGACAGAAUGAAAAAGGAAGAAGAACUAAAGAAACAACUCAAGCUUCGCCUAGAGAUGGCAAGAUAUCUGCAAGAUGUUGUGGAAGAGAAAGCAAAAAAGAUAAAGUCUUCUUCAGAGAAGGAUUCUGAAAUAAGAAACGAAGCAGAAGAAUUGACUCGAUUUCUUCAACAAAUACGUUCCGGAAAGAGUGUGGAAAGACAUGCAGUAUUACACUUUUCUCGCUUAUUUUCAGACGAAAUCACUUUAGAAGGCUUAGUGCGGCCUCAGCUUGUGGCCAUGUGCCGUUAUAUGGGCAUUAGUCCUCAAGGAAGUGAUAAUUUUCUUCGUUAUCGACUGCGUGCUCGUUUGAAUAGUAUUAAGAAUGAUGACAUGCAGAUCAUGUGGGAAGGUGGAGUUUCUUCCUUGACUGACGAAGAAGUUGUCAAAGCUUGUCGUGACCGUGGCAUUCGUACAGCUGGAGUUUCUAUGCGGCAGUUAAGACAACAACUUGAGGAUUGGCUGGAGCUAUCUCAGAAUAAGGAAGUACCAUCCUCGUUAAUGAUUCUUUCCCGUGCAUUCUUUUAUACAGAAGUUCCAGAAGAAGCAUUGAAAGAGACCCUUUCUAGUAUGCCUGACAAUGUGCUGGAUGACAUUCGUUAUACUGUUUCUAGUAGUAGUGAGAAGCAUGAGAUGACUAGUGAAGAACGUUUGGCGGAAGUUCGUCGUCAAGAGAGAUUACUACAGAUGGAAAGAGAAAGGGAAGCUCGAAUGGAUACCGAGAAGAAGAAAAAGGUUACCACCAGUAUAUCGGAAGCAGCUGCUGCUGUUGCUGCUGCCAAAGAGGAAGCACGAAAGGCUGCAGAGUCUGCCAAGGCUGUUGCAAAUCGCGCUUCUCAAGUAUUUCAAGUUGUGGAAGAUGUAACAGAGCAUGUGGCAAGCACUGAAACAUCCAAAGCAUCGUCAAGUGCUGCAUCGUCGAGUCCACAAACUGCCCAAGAACAUGAACUUGAACAUAAAGAGUCACUUUUAGCAUCGUUGGCUAGGUCGUUCGAAGAUUUGAUUCAUGCUUCAGCUGUGGAAGAUGAAAGACUUGAAUUGGAGCAAAUCAAAGCGGAAUUGAGAGAAGCCGAGUCGAAACUAAGCAGUGCUUUGGAUGACAAGUCUAAGGAGUUAUCUUCUCCCGAGGUGAAGCGUCUAAAAACAUUUAUUGCUAAACUGGAGAAGCAGUUGGAAAGUGCAGAUGAGAAGCUUGGAAUCAAAUUGAAACUAUUGGAUUUAGACAAUGAUGGUGUAAUGGAUAUUUCAGAGGUAAAAGAAGCCUGCAGACAUUUGGCCACGAAUUUUCCAGAAGAUAUUGUAGAAGAAGCAAUAGCUCGUUUGGAUAAAGACGAAGAUGGGAAAAUCAAUAGGGACGAUAUAAAAAGGUUGGUUAGAGAAACCACGCAUGUCGGUGCCGAGUCUGUCGCCUCAUAAUACUUGAUUUUUUGGAUAACAAUACCUUUUUUGUUAUAUUUGACUGUAGAGCUAUAUGUAGUUGAUAGUAUAUCGAUAUCAUAUCUUUUGCCUAUCCUCAGAAAUACGAUGGCAAUGAAAGUACAUAUAUGCAAAUAUAUAUAUAUAUAGAUAUACAGAUAUAGAUAUGAGUAAUAUUCGUAUUUGGCUUUUUUGGAAAUGAACGCGCAAUUCUUUUCUCCAAUUUGAGAAACAGAAUGGAGCCAAGUGACGAGGCAUUGUUGUUAGUUUGUUCAUGCUAUAACUGCUCAGUUCUUUUCAACGUCAUAACCCAUUCUCACGAGUCUCAUUAUGAG
Messenger RNA from Galdieria sulphuraria, 2723 nucleotides. RefSeq names its product calcium-binding EF hand family protein isoform 1. The coding region runs from base 25 to 2388 and encodes 787 amino acids. Gene Ontology annotation, cellular component: mitochondrial inner membrane. The transcript has 10 exons. The record is from RefSeq and is a predicted model, not a curated record. Lineage: Eukaryota; Rhodophyta; Bangiophyceae; Galdieriales; Galdieriaceae. Gene Ontology annotation, molecular function: calcium ion binding; ribosome binding. Gene Ontology annotation, biological process: intracellular monoatomic cation homeostasis.